CAUUCAAAACAGCGCAGAAGUGUACACAGCAAUAAGCAAAAGUUCGUAUACGCAAUUUUGUUGACAGGGGAAAGGUUUGCGAGUGCGACAGUAUUUUGUUUAAUGAAUUGCUAGACCUUAGAUUUUCGUUCAUCUAGCUCAAGCCAGUUGGAAUAGUUUUUUUUUUCUUUCGGCACGGUAUCUGGUCGGAGAAUGUCGAAAGUGUACAAUGCUAUAAUCACUUCCACGGACCGUUUUGUGCCCAACGCUCUUCGUCCACUUUGGAAUCAUGCUGCAGGACCUAAAACAAUAUUUUUCUGGGCACCAGUAUUCAAAUGGGGUCUGGUCGUUGCUGGAUUGAGUGACCUUCGCCGUCCCGCCGACCAACUGUCCGUGUCGCAAGCGGCUUCGUUAGCUGCCACCGGUUUGAUUUGGUCCCGCUAUUCGCUGGUGAUCAUUCCGAAAAACUACGGUCUUUUUUCGGUGAACCUGUUUGUGGCAAUCACCCAGCUGGCCCAACUGUACCGUGCUUGGGACUUUUCCCGAAAACAUCCAGCCCAGAUUGAGGAUAAAAAACCAGAUCUGUAACCGCACGCUGGUACUGUUUGGUAAUUGGCAAAAUAUCCAGCCGGUUUCGGAUAGUCGUUAGUUUUCGGUCGCAAGUUAUCUGUUUUUGUUACAGACUAAUUAUGAACGACUUUCCAAAACAAAGCUAGUGCCAUUCACCAACGUAGAUUGUCGAGAUUUCUAACGAAAACUGUUGAAAUUCCUCCGAAGUAAAUGCGGCUCAUUUUCAAAAAGCUUUGCGAUACAAAUCUGGUCCUUCGAAGAAGGUGAUUUAGUACAAUAUAACAAUUUAAUACAUGAUUUAAAACUUUUGGGGUACGAAUACGGGUUGGUAUGAUGUAAUGUUUCGUUAUUGGGUUCCAGUAAGAAUUGAUCUGUCUGUUUAGAGAUGUAUUUUGUGACAGAUUGAUCGAAAAUAAAACAUAUAUGAGUGAGUUUAAUCAUGUAACUA
Molecule: messenger RNA, 997 nt
Organism: Malaya genurostris
Lineage: Eukaryota; Metazoa; Arthropoda; Insecta; Diptera; Culicidae
Product: mitochondrial pyruvate carrier 2-like
Exons: 3
Coding region: 193-567 (124 amino acids)
Biological process (GO): pyruvate import into mitochondria
Cellular component (GO): mitochondrial inner membrane
Molecular function (GO): pyruvate transmembrane transporter activity
Source: RefSeq, a predicted model, not a curated record